UGUGUUGUCAGCUGUUGUCCUGAUUCCUGUUGGACCCUCCACGUUCCUCUCUUUCACUCUGCUACAACUCUGGACUGGUUGUCUCAUUGUCCUCCUUUUCCAUUUGAACUGAACAAACGCUUGUUGGCAGAUGAUGGAGGGCACUGACCAGACCACCAAUGAACAAGUCAAUGGCACAGAGGAGAUGCCAGCGGACCCCAUGGAGGACUUCAGCAGGCAGCUAGAGGAUAUUAUCAACACAUAUGGCUCGGCAUCAAGCCUGAUGCAAGAGCAGAUCUCCAUCCUGGAAAGUGAGGAAAGGAGAGAGGAAGCGAAGGCAGAUGAAACAACCACCCCCAAAGAGCCAGGUGGAGCCGGUCCAGAGGAGCAAAAAGAUGAUUCAAAACUGAUCAAGGGCCUUGGUAAAGAGGCCACGUCUUUAUUGCAAAGCCUGAACAAGCUCAGCUCACCAGAAGAGAAAGUGGAAAUGGUGUUGAAGAAAUACACCGAGCUGGUGGAGAAACACAGGAGAGAGAAGCAGCAGCUGGAGAAGAGACAGGGUCUUUUGGUCAAGCAGAGAGACCAGAUCCAAUUCGAGCACAGUCGUGCCAUCCUGGCCCGAACCAAGCUGGAGAUGCUCUGUAGAGAACUUCAUAAACAUAACAAAACAGUGAAGGAGGAGAGUCUGCAAAGGCUGCGGGAGGAUGAGAUGAAGCGGAGGGAGAUCACUGCUCAUUUCCAGAGCACACUAGUGGACAUUCAGGCUCAGAUCGAGCAGCACAGCAGCCGUAACAACAAGCUGUGUCAUGAGAACAGCGAGCUGGGCAGCAAACUCAAGACCCUUGUAGAACAGUAUGAGAGAAGAGAAAAGAGUUUAGAGAAGAUCUUCAACCACAGAGAUCUACAGCAGAAAGUGUCUGAUGCCAAGCUGGAAGAAGCAAAAAUGCUGCUUAAGGAAGCAGAAGAGAAGCACAAGAGAGAGAAGGAAUAUUUGCUUAAAGAGACAAUUGAACAAACAAAGAAAUGCUACACUAUGAGGGAGCAGGAGUUACAGAUGAAGAAACAGAUUGUGUUGUACUCCCAAAAGUUUGAGGAGUUUCAGGGGACACUGUCGAAGAGCAAUGAGAUUUACUGUACUUUCAAACAGGAAAUGGAAAAGAUGACAAAGAAGAUGAAGAAACUGGAGAAGGAGUCAAAUAUAUGGAAGACACGGUUUGAAAGCUGCAACAAAGCUCUUGUUGAAAUGAUAGAUGAGAGAUCAGAAAAGGCUAAAGAGUUUGAAUUCUUCACUGUGAAGAUCGACCGCCUGGAGACUUUGUGCCGAGCCCUGCAGGAUGAGAGAAAAAUCCUGUACACUAAGAUUAAAGAGAUCCGUCUCCCAGACAAAGCAGCCUUAUCACCGCUGGAGGACAUGCCACAGGUGGAUGAGCUCGCUCCACAGCUCACUCCUAGCCCUGUACUGACCGCAGAGAUGGAGAAACUGCGAGAACAGCAGAUCCGCCUUCAGGAGUUGGCCGCUUCUUUGGUGAAACCCAUAAAAGAUGAUGUUGAGGAAUCAGAUAGUGAGGAAGAGGAGGCGUCCGAAUUUGCACUAAAGAUCCCAGCUAUUCCUGAAGACACCCAACCUGAGCCCACCAAACAAGAAGAGAAACCAGAAUCUGUUGUUGUCACUGAAGAAAAGCCAUUACCCCCAAAUCUUGAACCAAGCAAACCUGAAACAGAACCCAAACCUCCUCAAAAACCUCUUCAACCCGAAAUAAUAGAACAACAAACAGGAAAACAAGAGUCAACCAAACAGGAACCAAAACAAGAAGUGACAAAAGUAGAAGCGAUUAAACAAGAAACUUGUGAGUCUGAACCAGCCAAAGCUGAAAAGGAAGCCAAAGCUCCUCAAGAACCUCUUCAACCAGAAUUCACAGAACCACAGACAGAAAAACAAGAGUCAACCCAAGAGGAACCAAAACAAGAAGACGUCGCAAAAGUAGAAGUUGUUAAACAAGAACCAUCAGAGUCUGAACCGGCCAAACCUCAAACAGAAUCUAAACCUUCUCCUCGAGAACCUCUUCAAGCAGAAUUCACAGAACCACAGACAGAAAAACAAGAGUCAACCCAAGAGGAACCAAAACAAGAAGACGUCGCAAAAGUAGAAGUUGUUAAACAAGAACCAUCAGAGUCUGAACCGGCCAAACCUCAAACAGAAUCUAAACCUUCUCCUCGAGAACCUCUUCAAGCAGAAAUCACAGAACCACAGACAGAAAAACAAGAGUCAACCCAAGAGGAACCAAAACAAGAAGACGUCGCAAAAGUAGAAGUUGUUAAACAAGAACCAUCAGAGUCUGAACCGGCCAAACCUCAAACAGAAUCUAAACCUUCUCCUCGAGAACCUCUUCAAGCAGAAAUCACAGAACCACAGCCAGAAAAACAAGAGUCAGCCAAAGAGGAAACAAAACAAGAAGACUUGACAAAAGUAGAAGCAACCAAACAAGAUACAUCCGAAUUACAACCUACUGAGCUUGUUGUAAAAAAAGAGGGAAUACGUGAGGAAAAAAAUGCUGAAGAUGUUAAAUCUGAGUUCCCUGAAACAGAGGCAAAUGAGGAGAAUGUCCAGAAAGAACACGUUGCAUCAGACGGAGCCAAGGCACAGGCAGCAAAACCUAAAGCCCCAAAAUCCCAAGAAGCCAAAUCAAAAACCAGCAAACCCCAGCCUAAAAAACAAGGUUCUUCCAAGAAGAAAGGUUCGGCUAAGGGUGGGAAUAAAAGCUAAGCGAAACAUACGUGCAUUACCAUAUCACAUUCUCUAUAGUUUGUUUUUAGUGUCUUGCUGUUCAUGAGUUACAGGCUACAUAAAAACUAAGCCAAACAUAAGUGCAUAUCACAUUUUCUCUAUAUUUUUUUUAGAUGAGUUUGUUUUUAGUGUCUUGCUGUUCAUGAGUUACAGGUUACAUAUAUGACCGAUUGGUCAUAAGCUACUUUUCUUUAUGAAAGUUUACAUUAAGGAUGGUCUUAUGGUCUAGCAUUGGAUAACUUUCAGAAUGUAACACGCUUUGUUUUUCAACUCGUAAUACUUUUCCUCACCCUUUAAUAAACAUCUGUUGACAAUUCUAAGUGUUGUUCACAAACCUAG
Molecule: messenger RNA, 3103 nt
Organism: Triplophysa rosa
Lineage: Eukaryota; Metazoa; Chordata; Actinopteri; Cypriniformes; Nemacheilidae
Gene: txlnba
Product: taxilin beta a
Exons: 10
Coding region: 131-2743 (870 amino acids)
Molecular function (GO): syntaxin binding
Source: RefSeq, a predicted model, not a curated record